Juglans microcarpa x Juglans regia is the source of this 1214-nucleotide messenger RNA. RefSeq names its product epoxide hydrolase 3-like. Lineage: Eukaryota; Viridiplantae; Streptophyta; Magnoliopsida; Fagales; Juglandaceae. The record is from RefSeq and is a predicted model, not a curated record. The transcript is spliced from 4 exons. Gene Ontology annotation, molecular function: catalytic activity. Bases 94 to 1050 code for a protein of 318 amino acids.
CUUACUUAGAUUCGUUGAUUGCUGCUCCAAAGAAGACAGAUUGAGAACUGAGGAAGCUGAAAGCAAGACAAGGAAAGAAAAAGCUAGACAUCAAUGGUGAAUCUUGUUUCAGCACAGAGGCCGUUGCUGCAUGGAUUAAUGAAGAUGGCAGGGGUUAAACCCUACACGUUGGAGAUUGAGACAGGAACUGUCAUGAACUUCUGGGUUCCAUUGGAAACCCUCAAGACUCCCAAAAAAGGCCAAAAUCCAGAGCCCCCGGCUAAACCUAGCAAGCCCGUGGUGGUGCUGAUACACGGUUUCGCCGCCGAGGGCAUCGUGACUUGGCAAUUCCAGGUGGGAGCUCUCACUAAGAAAUACUCCGUUUACGUGCCGGACCUCCUCUUCUUUGGCGGCUCUAUCACCGAUAAAACCGACCGUUCCCCGGAUUUCCAAGCCGAGUGCUUGGCUACAGGGCUGAGGAAGCUCGGGGUGGAGAGAUGCAUCUUGGUUGGGUUCAGUUAUGGUGGGAUGGUGGCGUUCAAAAUGGCUGAACGGCACCCUGACCUGGUUCAGGCCGUGGUGGCGUCCGGCUCGGUCGUGGCAAUGACCGAUACCAUCAAUGAAACAAUGCUGAAAAGCAUGGGGUUUUCUUCUUCGUCGGAGCUCCUGUUGCCCACCUCGGUCAAAGGUAUGAAAGCGCUUCUCUCUGUUGCUGCUCACAAAAAGCUGUGGUUUCCGGAUCGGCUUCACAAAGACUUCCUUGAGGUAAUGUUCAACAACAGGAAGGAGAGAGGUGAACUGCUAGAAGCUUUACUAAUCUGCAACAAGGAUGCCACGGUUCCCCAUUUCCCACAGAUGAUCCAUCUCUUAUGGGGUGAGUUUGAUCGGAUUUUCGACAUGGCGAUUGCCCAAAGCAUGAAAGAGCAACUGGGAGAAAAUGCAUCAUUUCAGGUCAUAAAGAAGGCAGGUCACUUGGUUCACCUGGAGCGACCUUGUGUUUACAAUAGGUAUCUGAAGCGGUUCCUUGCUUCCUUCCAUGCAGACAAAACAACAGAGAAUACCCAGAAAUGAUUCUGUCUGCAUUAUGGGCUCAUAAUAUCUGUACUCAUGAGGCACUAUUCAAUGUUAUGUAGAGUGAAGAACUAUAGUUCUAUCCUCUGAUAGGUGUGUCUAAGAUUGUUUCAUGGAAUUGUAGUCUACUCUAUUUAUAUCAACUUAUCUAUUAUUUUUUAUAU